This is a messenger RNA of Priapulus caudatus, 1619 nucleotides long. RefSeq names its product coiled-coil domain-containing protein 96-like. Lineage: Eukaryota; Metazoa; Priapulida; Priapulimorpha; Priapulimorphida; Priapulidae. The coding region runs from base 1 to 1605 and encodes 534 amino acids. The record is from RefSeq and is a predicted model, not a curated record. The transcript is spliced from 11 exons. Gene Ontology annotation, cellular component: ciliary basal body; axoneme. Gene Ontology annotation, biological process: cilium assembly.
AUGAUGAUGUUCAAGAUCAUGUAUGUAUCUCAUGAACUAAUUUGGCUUUGUUCUCAUGAAUCUGCAUUUACCCAGGAAGAAAUUCAAAAUAUCAGUGCAGAUGCAUUAACACAUGGGAGCAAAGAAGAAGCUUGUGUUGCUGUACCACCAGACAAUGAUGAGAGCUUGGGAGAAACAGCUGAGAAUGUGCUGGAGCCAAAGCAAAUUACCAGCAGUUUAAAAAUCCCUAACGUAGAAGUGGGUAUUAAUCCAGUGCAGGCUACCGAUGAGAACUGUAGUGAAAUAGAUGGGCAAACCGAAGCUGUUGAUGCAGAUAGUGUCAAGGAUGUGCUGGGAGACCCGCCUCACGACCUUGUCUAUAUCGAAGAGGAGAACGGUGAUGCCACAUUGCAAAGCAGUGAGCCCUCAAAGGAUAAAGUUUCAAACUUAAAAAGCACAAGCGGGAUUCAAGCUGCUAGUGAUGGCUCCGAGGCUGAGCAAGCAGGGAAAGAUAUAGAAGAUGCACUUUCUGACGAAGAGCAAGAAGUCAGUUAUGACCUAUCCGAUGCUGAACUGGAAAGUCACAGUGAUGGGGAGGUUAUUGAGUCAUGUGAGGUUGCACAGAAUCCACAGCUGAUAUACGACAGAGCGGAGCUCAUGUUACAUUAUCAGGCUCAACUGGAAGAGGCAUCAAAGCUCAGAGAGACAAACUACCAACUUCAGCACAAGCUUGCUGAAUACUUGAGGCGGAAGAAAACAGAUGAUGCAUUGGCGAAACAAGACCACGAUCCUAAGAAUGUCACAGAUCAGGAAGAGCGAUAUCACAAAUACAUGGCCAAUUUGCAAGCACUGAUCAGAGAGAAAACUGCCAUGAAGGAAAUGUAUACUGGGCAGAUCGACGAGCAACGAAUGAAAUGCCAGAGCAAGCUUCAGCAGGUUCAGCAGGAGACUGACACAUUUUUAAAAGUGAAGGAAGACGUGUCAACAAAGUCCUACAGUAGCCGUACAGGCAGAAUAUUCUCGCCGAAGGACGUUGAGCAAUUCAUGCAGCGAGAGGCGCAGAAGGAAACAGAGGUAACGACAAUGAGGCUGGACAACAUACAACUAAAAAACAAGCUUAAGAAGCAAGAACAACUUCUCAGGGAGAAGGAGGAGCUUGCAGAUGGACUCCAUCUCAUAGACUUCGAACAACUCAAAAUUGAAAACCAGACAUACAAUGAGAAGAUUGAAGAGAGAAAUGAGGAGCUGAUGAAGCUGAGGAAGAAGAUAACAAACACAGUACAGGUUCUUACCCACAUUAAAGAGAAACUGCAGCACAUGCAGGUGGAAAACGAGCAGCAGAACUGCAAACUGCAGGAGGCCGAUGCAGAGGUGACUCAGCGACGGGAUACGUUGAACCACAGCAAGCAGGUUCGUGACAACCUACGCACAGCCAACCAACGUCUGCAGCAGCAGUGUGGCAUGCUAGGAAAUGAAGCCCUUCUCUUUGACUACGAGGAAAGGAAGGAGGAAGCUGAGCAGCUCCAUGACAAACUCAGUGCCUUAAAACGCGACCAUGCUGCGAUGAUACUAAACUGCAAUAAAUUGCGCAGGAAAAUAGAGGGUGCCGAACACCUAGAUGAAUAGAACGGACAGCUUUG